UCAAGCCAUGCUCUUCAACUCUUUCACAAGUUCAUCGUGGCGCUUCCACUCCGCCAAAUCUAUCAGUGUCUUCCCCUUCAGACACACACACAAACACACACAUACACAGCGAGAGAGAAAGAGAGAGAGAGAGAGAGAGGGCGUCAUGUCUUCGGCCCACUUACGUAGUUGUUGGUUCUUUUGAGCAGACCCCGGCUGCCUUCCUUGUUGACCAUGCACAUGACCGCCUCCCUGUGCCCUUUCAGACAGGCCAGGUGCAUCGCCGAAUUGGCAUCCUGCAUGCACGCAGUAGACCAAUGGCAUCAAGAUCACGUGUUCACAUCGAGCCUGUGAUGCCAUUCCUCACAUUGCUGGUCUUCUGGAGAAGCUUCACGCCUCUCGCGGCCAGCAUGUACUCUAUGGCCUCAACGCGAUUGCCGCUGGCAGCCAUGUGGAGAGGCGUCAGACCAUGUUUGUUGCCGCGUUCGAGCGGCGAAGGGUUGCCGCUCCACUCGACUAGCUGCUGCAACACAUUCACGUGGCCGCCAAAUGCGGCGUCGUGGAAAAUCGUCCGGCCCUAAGAGAGACACAGAUGAGAUUUAUGCGGGGCGGGAGACAUGGCCUGUUGAGCGAGUGUACGUUGGAUUCGAUCGAGAGAAUAAAAUUGAUGUCCUUUCGGUUGGCGAUGGAAUUGAGCACCUCCAGCUGUCCCUCCUCCGCGGCCACACUGGCGAUCGUGCGACCAAACUGCAUGCAAGAGACACAGCGAGCCAAUUGCAUUGUCGACAGUUCUUUCCCUUUGUCUGUGCUCCUCGAUUGAACUGACCUUGUCCUGGAUGGUCAAAAGACGAUCUGAAUAACCCAGAUCAAGCAGCAGAUUGACCACCGACACAUGCCCCUUCUUGGCGGCGAGAUGUAGGGGAGUGGGCUCUGACUGGAUCUUUGUCCGUUUCUCAACCAGAUCUAUCCCUCCGUGCUCGACAAUCUCCUUGACCAGCUCCUCCCGGCCGUUUUGGGCGCUGUAAUGCAGCGGCGUGAAACCGUCAUCGUCAACCAU
Molecule: messenger RNA, 1036 nt
Organism: Vitrella brassicaformis
Lineage: Eukaryota; Vitrellaceae
Source: the annotation of a GenBank genome assembly